Molecule: messenger RNA, 3985 nt
Organism: Megalobrama amblycephala (Wuchang bream)
Lineage: Eukaryota; Metazoa; Chordata; Actinopteri; Cypriniformes; Xenocyprididae
Gene: cbx6b
Product: chromobox homolog 6b
Exons: 10
Coding region: 64-3366 (1100 amino acids)
Source: RefSeq, a predicted model, not a curated record
UUGUUCUUCCUUUUCUGUUCCCCCCCGCCAGUUUCAGUGAACUCGAUCAGUGUCCCUCCUUGUAUGGGCCGUAUUGUCAGAGGCGCGCGGGCGCAUGUGUGUGUUUUGUGUUUGGUUCACUCCUCCACGGCGCAGGAUCUUUCCAUCGCUUCCGCGGAAGAACCCGUCUCUGCUGUCCCACUAAAGAUGGAGCUAUCUGCGGCAGGCGACCGUGUGUUUGCCGCUGAAGCCAUCCUGAAGCGCCGCGUCCGUAAGGGACGGAUGGAGUACCUAGUGAAAUGGAAAGGAUGGGCAAUAAAGUAUAGCACAUGGGAACCUGAGGAGAACAUCUUAGAUGAACGACUCGUUGCAGCGUUUGAACAAAAAGAGCGAGAGCAAGAGAUGUACGGACCUAAAAAGAGAGGCCCAAAACCUAAAACGCUGCUUCUAAAGUCAAGAGCGCAGGCUGCAGAGACUUCCCCAAGAGUCCCGGAGUUCAAGCAUAGUCGUCCUCAGCCGCAUUCCAAGCCUCCUCCUCCACCCUCAGCUGCUCCGUCCUACACCCCAACUGCCCCAUCUAAUGCUAAACUGCAGUCGGGCGCUGCUCAGCCCAAACUGAAAAAAGACAUUCACCGCUGCCAUCGCAUGGCACGUCGCCCCUUGCCCCGCCCGGACCAAACGGUCGGUCCCUCUGGUCCUUUUUCGUCCCGUCCGACAGUCAGUCCGUUCUCGGAAACGGUCCGUAUUCUCAAUCGAAAAGUCAAACCCAGGGAAGUGAAGAAGGGACGUGUUAUUCUGAACCUCAAAGUGGUUGACAAGGCGGGGAAUGGCGGAGUUGCUAAUAGUAGAAGGACACACAUGCCCGCUGCCCAGCAGUCCCAUUUCGGGCGGCAGAAAAUUCCAUCCCGGAAUAGAGUGAUUGGUAAAAACAGGCGGUUUGGAGAAGUGUCCUACCGAGGAAUCCAGUCCCCAAUUAGAAGUUCUGGGUUUCCAGUUUUCGGAAAACUCUUCGAUUCUCACUCUCUGAACAAUGCAGAGAACCAGAUUCAAAGCGGAGAGAGUCGCAACAACACAAACAAUCUCUCUUCCUCCAAAAGUUCAAAGGUCCUGGAUGUUUCCAAAGGUCAGACUCUCAAUGAUGAACUGCCUCCGUCAAACUCGAGCUCGGAAGUUUCGGAUGGCGAGCCACCCUCUCUGCGACAAACCCAAUCCCAGCAUUCCUCAUUGCCACCCAAGACCUCUGCAACAAACACCCAAGAUCCUGCCCUUCACAAAGUGGGCGCUCAACCCGUGGCAUCCAAAAACAGCUCGGGUCCUUCUGCUCUUCCAUCCUCUCCUAUGUUUUCCUCUUCCUCCUCAGCUUCAUCAUCUUCAGAAGACAACGAACACAUCCUAGACCUUUCCGUACCUCAUGAAAUGGACAGGCGACUGCGGAGACGGCAUCCCUUCUCUGGCCGUCGGCCGCUCAAGGUCCCAGAGGUUCCCGUGUCGGAGGAGCCAUCGGAGGAAGAGGAAGAUUUGGACUGGCAUCCUGACAUGACAUCCCGAUGUGCCAAUGUGGUCGUUACGGAUAUCACAGCUAACCUCCUCACCGUAACCAUCAAGGAGUUCUGUCACCCCCCGUCCGCUACCUCUCCUCCCUGCUACCCCAAAAAUAAAUCAGCUCAAAAUGACACACAACAGCCAAAGCAUCCCUCUAACAAAAGUCUGAAUCUCUUCGUUAUCUUUUUUUUUUUUCUUUUCAUUACUGAUUUUAUAACCGCCAACCUGAAGUUCAUCGUUGUCAUUUUGGCCGCCGGGAUGGUGGCGUUUAUCGGAGCGGUCAUCUGCAUCAUCGCCGCGGUCCACAGCGGAUCUCCACCGGCAUCCGCGGCCGCAGCGCAGCCCCUAGCCGACAACCAGUCACUGUCACCGGGCGCAACCGGGAAGGCGUUUUCCUCCGGGUCCGUCGCCCGAGCAGGACCGCUGGACGCUCUUCACGGUACUACUGAUGCGACAAGUAGGGAACGAGGAGGACCGGAGGCGCCAACAUUCUACGGUUUAACAGGGCUAGGGACCGGAGGAAGCGAACAGCAGGUUACCUACAGCAGACUCAUCUGCACCCCUGUCCCCGCUGGUGAGUGCAACCCGAAAAACUUUCAGCAACAAGCGGACGACCAGUCGUUAUACGCGGGAGAGGAUUGGGGGUACCUCCGCACCACCGCCGAGGAGCUCCGGCAGACCGUCCUACAGCAGAAAGAUGAGAUCCUCACGGACCAGAGAACCAUACGAGAGCUAACGGGAAAGCUUUCGGAAUGCGAGAGCGGUUUGAAGGGACGGAAGGUCCCAGAACGGAGCGCAGGACUUGGGGAUGCGCGAAAAGAGAAUAAGGAGCAACUAAUGAUGCGGGACGAUGCGGGAUCCUCAAUGCGGACGGCUCAUGCGGUGGAGGAGCUGGUGCAUGCCAUAACUCAAAUGAAAGACCGCAUUGAGAAACUGGAGUCUGAAAUAGCACCACCAGCAUUCAAUCACACCGACUCAAGCUCACGGAAAGAAGCAGGUACUGCCUCUAGCGCUGCCCGUAAACCAGCUGCACAGAGACGAGUGGAGGACCUGGAAGGAGAACUGAAGAGAAAGAUAAAACUGCUGGAGGAAGAGAGGAAAGCUCUGCGCAAAGAGACACAGAAACAUCAGGAGCAUAUUGAUUAUGGACUGGACACUGUACACCAGCGGAUAAGCAGCCUGGAGAAAGGUCUCUCUGAGAACAAGUUUCCAGAGGGUUACACGCUCUCGUUCCCUGUACGCAGCACUUCCAUGUAUGCUAUCAUAAAGCAGGAAAUCCCCAUCCUCCACACUUUGACUGUCUGCAUGUGGCUCAAACCUGCAAAGAGCAUCUUGGGAACAACAGUUUCUUAUGCUGUUUCUGACCAGAGCCAUGAGUUUGUGCUUCAGCAGUUGGUUCAUGGACCCAUCGAGCUCAUCAUUAAUAAUGAGGUGGCGCACUUACCUCUCAACUUAACAGUGGGCAGAUGGCAGCAUAUGUGUGUGAGCUGGAACCGGAGAGCUGGAGCGUGGCAUGCCUACCUAGGGGGCAAGCUAAAGAGUGAAGGAAGUGACCUGGCAACCCGUCACAGCAUCCGACGAGGAGGAACUCUCAUACUUGGCCAAGAACAGAGCUCAGUGGGUGGUCUUCGUUUCGAGGCGUCGCGGGCUAUGGUGGGAGAGCUGUCUCAGUUUAAUAUGUGGGACCGGCUGCUUUCACACACAGAGCUCUCUGCUCUUGCCCACUGCAGCACAGGGAUGCUGGGUAAUGUAGUCCCCUGGACCAGCCGUGAGGUAGAGGUUUUCGGAGGCGUCACCAAGCAACCGGCCGAACAUUGCGAGCAUCGCACCAGCGUCACACAGUAAUAAUCUCCUGAGGGUUUGUUUAAAGGGUCAGAGAGUCAAAGACGGGGUUUCAGAAUUGGAAAAGAUUCAUCAGAAAACCACGCCACCAUCAGAUAUGUAUGUUGAGUUCAAGGCAAAGUUUUUUAGUGGUGUUUGCUGAAACAAGCCUCACUAUUAUUACUGCUCAGGGGUAGUGAUUUGAACAAACCCCUAACUCUAAGUGUUAAAUUUCAGCGCAUAGCUCGUCCCACACCAUCUGUGCUACAAACAAGAAUGAUACCUCAAAUUGUGAGACUAGUUGAGGAAAAAUGUGCACUUAUUUUUCUAAGCAAGCCAAGGAAUUUUCACUUGGUGGAUCGUAAAAUGGGUACAAAUAUCCUAUAGACUUAAGGUGAUGAUACACAGGGCAAGUUUUUGAGCAAUGUUGCCGAGCGAUGCUGCUUGGGCACUUUCCCAUUGAGAAUGGGCAACAAAUUUCGAUCUAAAUAUCCAAUGGGAAAGUGCCUGAGCAACAUCACCUUAAAGGUUUAGUUUACCCAAAAAUGAAAAUAAUGUAAUUUAUUACUCACCCUUAUGUCAUUCCACACCUGUAAGACCUUCGUUCAUCUUCGGAACACAAAUUAAGAUAUUUUUGAUGAAA